Molecule: messenger RNA, 1445 nt
Organism: Dendrobium catenatum
Lineage: Eukaryota; Viridiplantae; Streptophyta; Magnoliopsida; Asparagales; Orchidaceae
Exons: 5
Coding region: 132-929 (265 amino acids)
Biological process (GO): translation
Cellular component (GO): ribosome; mitochondrial small ribosomal subunit
Molecular function (GO): structural constituent of ribosome; small ribosomal subunit rRNA binding
Source: RefSeq, a predicted model, not a curated record
CUUUUCCCUUGCCCUUGGCGCUGCAGUUUCCCUGCUCUCUAGCUCUAGCAGGAUCGAAGGCCACCAGUCUUGGUGAGAGAAACGCUACGCCGUCGUUCUCCUUCACGAUCGUUCCUGCGCCGCAGAGAACUAUGAGGGCGAAUUCAGUGAAUGGCCGGAGCUUCUUCCAGUUUUGCUGCUCAGAUCUUGCUCCUUCCUUGCGAUUUCGCUCAUUCAGCAGUGAAGUUGGUGGUAGAAACAGUAACAGUAAUAGCCCUUUUGAGAGUGGAGAUGAUUUUGAGCGCCGUUUAUUUGGUGACGUUGGCAACAGUGCAGAUACUGGUUCUUUUUUUCGGAAGCUAGACAAAGUUGAGCAGGCUCAUGGGAGAUCUUUCAAUAGCUUGGGAGACAAUGAUGGUCGUAAUUCACGAUUUAUGGAUGGUCAAGGUGAAGGUUUUGAUACACUCUCAGAUGGUAUGGAUUCAAAAUUGAAGAAAGCAGCUAAUACUUUUGCUUUUACUGAUGAGAUUAAGGAUGAUGAUUAUAAGUUUAGACCGGAUGUGACAUUUAGGCCUGGAACAACCUACACUCUUAGGGAUCUUGAUCUUACAAAACCUGGAAUACCGAGAAGUUUUAAAAGAACAGAAUUUGAAACCACCACCAAAGAAGUUCUGAAGAAGGCUGAUUUCAGGAAUGUGAGAUUUCUUUCCAAAUUUCUAACCGAAGCUGGAAUUAUCAUCAAAAGAAGUCAGACCAAGAUUAGUGCUAAAGCUCAGAGGAAAGUUGCAAGGGAGAUCAAGACUGCGCGUGCCUUGGGGCUUAUGCCUUUUACCACAAUGGGCACAAAACCUUUCAUCUUUGGGAAAACUAUGGAAGAUAAGGAGGAGGAAUUUGAAUACGACACAUACAAUGGUGCUACUUCCCCGGACUUGGAUGAUGCUGGAAGUUGAUGUCACAAUAUUAUCACUUCGAACAUUUUCUGAAGGUGAAUGGUUCUUCCUAGUCUGCUUCUAAACUUUGACUUCGUUUGGGACGGCUUUUUUUAUUGCUUUUUAAAGCAGUUUUUUAGGGCAGAAAUUUAAAUUUUUGUACUAAAAUAAUGCUUUAGGAAGCAGGAAAAAAAUAGUCCCAAACGAAGCCUUUAUUGGAGAUAUUUUCUCUGCUGUUUUUGGUGGUAGAAAAGCAAGCCUACUUUUGGAUUAAUUAUGCUGUGUGGAUGUCGUCCGGAGACCAACCAAAAUGCACCAUGUUACCCUUGUGCUCGGUACCGUGAUGUGGCGUAUUCUGGUUGGUCUGCGGACGGAUUUUUACGUUCGGUCUCCGCACAGAAUAAUUUCUCUUGCUUUUGGUGGCUUGUACUUUUUUGUUUUUCACUUUUAAAAUUGAAUUUUUAGGGGUCUAUUUGAGAAAACUUUUUUAUUAUUUUGCUUUUCCGACUAAUAUCAGUAUAUCAUAGUUCUUUUUUA